Molecule: messenger RNA, 486 nt
Organism: Parascedosporium putredinis
Lineage: Eukaryota; Fungi; Ascomycota; Sordariomycetes; Microascales; Microascaceae
Source: the annotation of a GenBank genome assembly
AUGGACCGUAUCAAGGAGAAAAUGAACCAGCUCCGCCUGGACGCUGAUACCGCUACAGCCAAGGCUGAAGAGCUUUCGACCAAGGUCAAGAGCCUUGAGCAAGAAAACCUCGCCAAGGAACAGGAGAUUACGUCUCUGCAGCAUAAGAAUAAUGUCUUGGAGGGACAAGUAGAGAAACUUGAGGGGGACAUUGACAAGUUCAAGAAGAUUGCUGAUGAGGGAAGUGGCUCCCUUACGCAAAACGAGACUCUUCAGAGGAGACUACAACUGCUCGAGGACGAGGCCGAAGAGGCUGACAAGACUCUCCGUGAGGCUAACGAGAAGCUCCGACAGACCGAUGUUAAGGCCGGCCAUUUCGAGCGAAAGGUACAAGCCCUCGAGAGUGAACGCGACCAGUGGGAGUCCAAGUACGAGGAGAUGGCGAAGAAGUACAACGAAGUCCAAAAGGAGCUCGAGGACUUCCAGCGCGAGAUCGGUACUCUCUAA